This is a messenger RNA of Lytechinus pictus (painted urchin), 3135 nucleotides long. RefSeq names its product heme transporter hrg1-B-like. The record is from RefSeq and is a predicted model, not a curated record. Gene Ontology annotation, molecular function: heme transmembrane transporter activity; heme binding. Bases 317 to 787 code for a protein of 156 amino acids. The transcript has 4 exons. Gene Ontology annotation, cellular component: plasma membrane; lysosomal membrane. Gene Ontology annotation, biological process: heme transport. NCBI's taxonomy places the organism in Eukaryota, Metazoa, Echinodermata, Echinoidea, Temnopleuroida, Toxopneustidae.
AUUGUUGGCUGACUCUACUCCGGCGAGGGCGUACCGGUAGUACGGUACCGGUAUACUGCAUGCACUGGUAAUUGAGAAAUUUGUUGGUACCGGUAUGUGUGAUUGAACUCGAUUUUGCGAGGUUAUUUUCUAUGGAGCAAAUUUAGCACAUAAUACAUCGAUUGGCUACAAUCUAAGCGAAAAUCGAGAAGGCCUUAGGUCCCCAUUUUACAUAUUUUCGUUUGACUUGACGGCCGACGGAGAGCUCGGAUCGACUUCCUGGUUCCAGUUGCAAUUAAUUAGGAUAGGAGCAGCAAAGGACUCAGGAGCGGGGAUCAUGGAUGACUUCUCGGGCCCCAGUCCGCUAAGGAUGCGGUGUCGUAUUGCCUUCGCAGUCACUGGACUUAUUGUUGGGCUGGCCAUCUUUAUUUGCUUCAUCGCUGCUGAACAAUUUUAUAAUCUACACAUCGCUCUGUGGGGAUUAGCAAGUGGAGUAUUUGCUUUUCUCACACUCACUGUUCACAUCCAACAUAUGAGAGGACAUCGAGACCUUUGGGUUUAUCGACUUAAAUUCUUCAUCGUUCUUGGAUUCUUUGUCCAGCUUGGUUCAUUGAUUGCCUUGGUUACAUAUGUGGUACUUGGAGCUGUCAGAGGACAAGAUCUGAUGCCAGUAAACGGAAAUGACAAGGGUUUCUAUCUUGCAGCAGUAUGGGUGUUCAUGACCUGGAAGUGGUCCUUUGCUCUGUUCAUUUACUCAAGGUCAUACAGGAAAGGCUAUGUUACAAGUGAUGAGAGUCUCUUGAUUUAAAGGAUCCAUUAAACAGGGUAUGAUAAAAACAUGUGCUUAUAUAAAAAGCAAAGCAUCAUUUACAUCACCUCAUGAUACCAUUAUACAAAAGUUUAUUCAAAUGCACAACAUUCUUGAUUGACGAGAAAUGAUUCUCCAAGACAUUGGAAAGUUAUAUAUUUGGCAUUUUGCUGUUGAUGUGUGUGUAAACACUAUUUAAUGUACCGGUACACAUGCUCAUUGGCUUAUCACAAAUGCUACAUGAAGGGUUAAACGUACUCUCAAAGUAUCUUCAGCAAUGAAUAAGGGACUUAAUAUGCAGAAAAGGCAAAAAGAAAUAUAUGCCUUUUUAUAAUUAUGCAACACUUCAAUAUUGAUCACCUUGGAAUAAUAUGUUCCUUUUGUAUUACAACUUUGCUUGUAUGCAUUACUCAAAAGAAAGAUUCAUUCAUCCUGCCAUGGUUUAAAGGACAAGUCCACCCCAGAAAAAUGUUGAUUUGAAUAAAUAAAGAAAAUUAAAACAAACAUAACGCUGAAAAUGUCAUCAAAAUCGGAUGUAAAAUAAAAAAGUUAUGGCAUUUUGAAGUUUCGCUUAUUUUUCACAAAACAGUAAUAUGCACAACUCAGUGACAUGCAAAUGGGUCAGUCGACGAUGUCCAUCACUCACUAUUUCUUUUGUUUUUUAUUGUUUUAAUUAUAAAAUAUUUCAUUUUUUACAUAUUAUGACAAUAAUGACCAACUUGACUGAACCAUAUUUAUUUAACAAUGCUAAUUCCACAUGUUCAGGGAGGAAUUAAUCGAUGUUUCCCUUGACAAUGUAAAGAAAAUUAGAUUAUUUCAUAUAAUAAAAUACAAAAGAAAUAGUGAGUGGAUGACGUCAUCGGUCUCCUCAUUUGCAUACCAACCAGGACGUGCAUAUAACUGUUUUGUGAAAUUAAGCAAAAUUAAAAAAUGUCAUAACUUUCUUUUAAUAUUUUACAUCCGAUUUUGAUGAAAUUUUCAGUGUUAUGCUUGUUGGAUUUUUCUCUUUUUAUUCAAAUCAACUUUUUGUUGGGGUGGACUUGUCCUUUAAGUAACUAGCCGUAUGUCUUUGCCUUUUAUUUGACCUGUAUUGAACCAUUAUUUCAUUCAUUUCAUAGAGAUAUAAUUUUCAUUAGAACAAGGGGUGUUUCUUAAAGCUGUUUAGGAGUAUAAGCAACUGGAAUAUUAAGUGCCAAGAGCCACAGUUAUUUACUGAAUCGAUGAUACAAAGUAUCCCAUCGUUUCCUGUGCUUCGGUUUCACAUGCAGACGUGCACUUUUUAAAACAAUCUUUUGGUCCUCUAUGAACUGCCAUACAGCAUUACAUGUGCUUUGGUCAGUCCAAGAAUUAAUAGCAUUUCAGCAAGAAUUACAAUUUUUUGUCAGAAUCUCUGUUAUGUUUGUGUAAAAGAGCUUAAAGCUACAUGUAUAUAAAGAAAGAACAAAACAGUAAAAUUGUGUGAAAGUCUCAGAGUAUUAUUGCUUAAUAUUAAUGAGAUAUAUGCAAACAUUUUGUUUUGCAAUGUAAUUUGUGUUUGUAUUUUUAGAUGGGGUAAUGUGAGACUCACUUUGAAAUGAAGGAAAUUUACCAAGAUGUACAUGUACAUGGACCUGUAUUGUUACAGACAGCCAGGUACAGCUUAUUUAUUACUAUGGAAAUGUUUUUGUACGCAGAUGUUUCUAUAAUUGACCUAUGGAAUGUAUGACAUUGUACUUUAAAUCAAUUUAAAACUUUCAAUGAUGUAUUGCAGUGGCGUACCAUGGGUCACUGUUUUUUUUUUUGUCAGCUGAUUGGGGUGACACAUCCCCCUCCCAUAGUUACGCCACUGCCCUGAUUUAUCUCAAAGUCAUCAUAUGACACCCUUGUGGUAAUCCUUUAAUAAUAAUUCUUUAUUAAAAAUGUAUUUUGUAUGUUUUGUUUGGGAAAACUUUUGCUUUGUUCUGUUCUUUCAUUUUAGUGGUUUCCUCACACAUGAUAUGAUUCUUAUGCAUUCUUAUGCGACAUUGAAUUAUUUUACUUUGUUAUGCUCUUGAAUUUCCAUCCAAAAGUAGGCCUAUCAUACACUUUUCUAUUUGUACUUCAUUGUGUGUUGCGUAUCAUCAGUAAGCACUUACAUUGUACACAUUACAUAAUUGCAGUCUACAUACAAAGUAUUUUUUAAGUUUAUACAUUUGUAGGCACUUGUGUAUGUAUUAUCAGAUUAUUUAAUGGCUGGUUUUUAUUUUUGUUUAACUCCUUAGAAAGAUCAAAUCUUCAAUUGAAAAAGUAUAUUAUGUAAAAGUAUUGUGAUAAUUUACAUGUUUGAGAUGUACUUGUAUGUAUUUGUGAUUAAAUGUGUCAGGAAAUCU